Talaromyces marneffei is the source of this 1158-nucleotide messenger RNA. RefSeq lists its product as uncharacterized. Gene Ontology annotation, molecular function: acyltransferase activity, transferring groups other than amino-acyl groups. The transcript has a single exon. Lineage: Eukaryota; Fungi; Ascomycota; Eurotiomycetes; Eurotiales; Trichocomaceae. The record is from RefSeq and is a predicted model, not a curated record. The coding region runs from base 1 to 1158 and encodes 385 amino acids.
AUGGCCGACCAGACAAAAGGAAACUCCGACUUUAUCGUUUUCAACCACCACAAUGUAACCGAAAAAUUAAUCCCGGCGCUAGAGUCCCAUCUCCCAAGUUCCCUGCCGCUUCUACGACGCAUUCAAUAUGACACCGCCCAUCCACAACAGACGGCAUAUUACGCGGCCAGUGCCAACAUAAUAACACAAUCCUCAAACGACCCCAAAAAUGAAGAACCCUGGAUAGCAGCUUAUAUCAAUCUAUUCUUCGGUCAAGAAACUCAAAUAUGGGUUUAUUCCAGUCUGGAGGCUGAAGUUUCGCCGGUUGAACAUACCAUCGACGGCGAUGAUGGGGAGGAGAUUAGUGAUUUCUCGAACAUCAGUCCUGAAAGACAGGAUAUUGCGAGGGAACAGAUAUGGAAUCUGCUAAAAUUCAUUCGUCGAGAGUUGAUGCCUGAAUACAUAUCUCAUCUGUCGACCGGCGAGAAGCAACAGCCUUCAACUGCAGUUUUGGAGCAGGGGCUUCAGAAAACAAAAGUCAUCCGACAACACUACCCCCCGGCCAUCCUCCUCGGCUCUGUACAUACAGGCCUUCUAAAACUACUCACCACCAAUGAUUCCUACGUUGACGCCCAGUUCAGACCCGGAUUGAAUGUUUACCGAUACGACAAAUUACCAUAUGUGAAAUACAUCUUCGCGCCGGCAAUAUUUCAAACAGAAAACGAAGAGAAUAGUAACCCUCUUCCGGAGGGGUAUUACUACGGCUCUGAAGGCCUAAGGGCUGAACACGUCGACCUCGUCAAGUCGCGAACACAUAUUCCGCGUGAGAGGGAGACGUUACUCGCUAUGCCUAGCGUAGUCGUCUACCACCAUACCGGUAACACUACCAGCCAGGAUCCUGUUGCAUGGGGCUUUCUAGCCCUCGACGGCUCUCUUGCGACAUUACAUGUUGAGCCGGAGCAUCGCGGAAAGGGGAUUGCGGCGACGUUGUCUAGGGAGGUUAUGAGGAGGGGUAUGGGGGGUGGUGUUUAUGGAUCAUCAUCGAAGAAAGAAUUAGGGUAUGCACAUGCGGAUGUUGCAAGGGAUAAUGUGGCGAGUAGACGCGUUAUGGAGAAAGUUGGGCGUGGGAAGGGGUGGAGAUGGAGUGUUACAUGGAGUGUUGUUGAGGUUGUGGACUGA